This is a messenger RNA of Orbicella faveolata, 3916 nucleotides long. RefSeq lists its product as uncharacterized. Gene Ontology annotation, molecular function: hydrolase activity. Lineage: Eukaryota; Metazoa; Cnidaria; Anthozoa; Scleractinia; Merulinidae. The record is from RefSeq and is a predicted model, not a curated record.
GGCGCGCUGUACCGGAAAAAAACACUAGCUAUAUAACAAAGCCGACUAAUACUGAUCUGUUUUAUAAAAAAAUAACUUUCACGACUGAUUCGUUUGGUGGUAUUUAUAUAAAAGUAGGUGCCACGACUCAUGUGUCAGUGUUAUCCAAUCAAACGGUAGUUCCGGGUGAACUGUCGUGACCUAGCGUGACUCUAUCAAUUUCGGAUCGUUCGUUUAUUUCCAUCAAUUUUAUUGAUAUUAGAAUGUGCUAAAAAGCGGGAAAGUUCCUGGUAUCGGAAGAUCACAGAGGAAUAAGUAAGGUCGUGUGUGAAAACCUGAAACAUGUCAAACAUGUGGCUUUGUAUUGGAGUUGAUGUUGGUGGAACAAACACUGAUGCUGUAAUUCUCAGAAAGAAUGAAGUGCUGAGCUCAGCUAAAGUUCCAACCACAGCAGACGUUACAUCUGGUAUUACUGGAGCUAUCAGCUCAGCACUGAGAGAGCUGCCAGAAGAAUUUCAACCAAGUCCUACACAAUAUGUGACGAGGGUCAACAUCGGAACCACCCACUUUGUGAAUGCCAUAGUUCAAAGGAAAGGCCUCACAAAGGUAGCUGUGUUAAGAUUAUGUGGACCAGCAACUAUGGCUAUUCCACCUCUGUGUGAUUUUCCUACUGAUCUGAGGAAGGCAAUAGGUUCAAUGCACUUUUUCCUGAAUGGAGGCUACCAGUAUGAUUGUUCUUGUAUAACCAAUGUUGAUGAGGAUGAAGUAAAGAGGGUUGCUAAGGAAGUGCACACAGCAGGUAUACACAAUAUUGUCAUUGUCGGAGUGUUCUCCCCUGCCUCCAACAAACAGGAAGUGCAAGUAGCUGAAAUCAUUAGAUCUGCAUACCCAGCCAUGAGUAUGACGCUCUCCCAUGAAGUGGGGUUGAUAGGAUUCUUAGAACGAGAGAAUGCUUCUGUCUUAAAUGAAAGCCUUAAACCACUUUGCCAGCAGACAGUGAAAGCAUUCUGUUCAGCUUUGAGGACUCUUGGUUUGAAAUGUCCCUUUUAUCUCACACAGAAUGAUGGAACCAUAACAAGUGCUGAACGAACUCUACACCUCCCAGUGUUUACGUUUGCAUCAGGUCCAACAAACAGCAUGCGAGGAGCAGCAUUCCUGUCUGGGAUUCAAGAUGCAAUAGUCAUUGAUAUUGGAGGAACAACCACAGAUGUAGGAGUGCUUAAAGAGGGAUUUCCAAGACAAGCAUCUACAAGGGUUAAGAUUGGAGGUGUAAACACCAACUUCCGAAUGCCAGAUGUACUGAGUGUGGGUCUUGGAGGUGGAUCCCAUGUAGAACAGUCACAAGGUGGAGUAACAGUUGGCCCAUUAAGCGUUGGCUACAAGUUACAUUCUGAAGCCCUGGUUUUUGGUGGAGAGAAAAUGACGACUACCGACAUUGCUGUCGCUUCUGGUUUCUGUGACAUUGGUGACAAGGAAAGAGUGAAGCACAUCUCAGAAGAAGUCAGGACUGAAGCAUUGGUGGAGAUAAAGAGAAAGAUUGAAGCUAUAAUCAUUCAUGUAAUCAUAUUUGUAAUAUCAUUGCAUCAGGGUGGAGUAACAGUUGGCCCAUUAAGCGUUGGCUACAAGUUACAUUCUGAAGCCCUGGUUUUUGGUGGAGAGAAAAUGACGACUACCGACAUUGCUGUCGCUUCUGGUUUCUGUGACAUUGGUGACAAGGAAAGAGUGAAGCACAUCUCAGAAGAAGUCAGGACUGAAGCAUUGGUGGAGAUAAAGAGAAAGAUUGAAGCUGCAAUAGAUCGAGUUAAGGUAAUAAUACAUGUAUAUAUAUGUCAACGUGUCAGGAAAGAAGCAUCAAUCAAUCAAUCAAUCAAUCAAUCAGUCAAUCUUUAUUUGCACUCACUCUUGCUCAAAGCUGCAAAUGCUGUUGGGGCUGCUUUAAGUAAAGUCAGUGGAACAUAUGAUCAAGUAAUUCCCAUGAACAACACUACCCGUGAAAAGGCACGCGAGGACGCCGAACAAGUGGCACGUGAACGAGCUGUUAAGGAAGGUGCUGACGAACAGACGUUAAAAGUUAUUGACGUGAUGGACGUACCACUGGCUUAUCUGCCUGGAAAUGCAGUUCGUUAUUAUCUGAAAGUUGUUGGAGACUUAGCCGACUGCAAGGCUAAAAGCCCCGAGGAAUUGUCUGAGAUAGGAUGGACAUUAGGUGACGCGGAUUCAGCCAAGGAGUCUUCACCAGUUGAACAAGUCCCUGUUAUGUCUGAACAAGCCAAUGUAGAAGUCGAAGACAUGGAGCCAAGUGAUCCGUACGUAGACCCGGCAUCAGGGGACUGGAUACUGAACAAGUUUGAUAUCGAAUGUAUCGCCAUCGGAGCAGGUAUCAUGGGGUGUGGUGGAGGAGGUAGCCCUUAUAUCGGCAGAUUGAGGGCGCUGGAGCUUCUCAAGAAGGGCAAGGAAAUCCGAGUUAUUCAUCCUAACAAAUUAGGAUCAACUCCCGAACUGACCGGUAGCGUAGCAGCACCAGCCUUUAUGGGUGCACCAGCAAUCGCCAUCGAGAGGUUGUUCAGCGGACGGGAAUCCAUUGCAGCACUGAAGGCAGCUUCAGGGGUUCUUCUAAGUGACAAGGCAUUGAAGGAAAAAGACGCUGGAGAUGGUACAAAGGAAGUGGAAUAUGCUCAAGAUUUGAUGUCCGUGAAAAAUGAGUGUCAAUCAAACAAGAAGCUCGUCGCUGUCGUGUGCGCCGAGAUUGGAGGCGCUAACUCUGUUGAACCCUUAGUAGCAGGUGCAGAGUUAGGACUCCCCAUUGUUGACGCGGACGGCAUGGGUCGAGCCUUCCCUGAGUUGCAGAUGUUUCUGCCGUUUGUUUUUGGUAGCCCACCAUACCCUGCGGCAGUUGGAGAUGAGAAAGGGAACGUGGUGGCAGUGUCUUUUGUUAAAACGUCAAAGCACUUGGAGAAUUUCCUGAGAAUGAAAGUGGUAGAGAUGGGCUGUAUGGCUGGUUUAUCGUUUAUAUUUGACUGGAAAGAUGUUACUGAAGAGAAAUUCAUCCUGUAUUCCCUUAGUCGAACAUGGCGCCUGGGGAACACUGUACUUCGUGCGAGACAUGACAAGGUGUCCCCCGUGGACAGAAUCCUUCAACAUGAGAAUGGAAAACUUCUGAUCACUGGAAAGAUCGCUGAUGUGAGCCGUGGAACCGAAGGUGGUUUCAACAGAGGAAGGCUAACUAUCGAAGGCUCUGGGAAGUUCAGUGAUUUAACACUCGGUAUCGAAUUCCAGAAUGAAAAUUACGUGGCAUUCUUCAUGAAGUCUGAUGGUACCAGAGAUAUUCUGGUCACAGUUCCGGACCUGAUCUCGUUAGUCGAUGAAGAUACAGGCGAGCCAGUCGCAACAGAGGAAGUCCGAUACGGUCUGCGAGUGGCUGCUAUUGCCAUGCCCUGCUUUCCGCGCUGGGAUACCCCGGAGGGAUUGGCAGCCGGCGGCCCGGUGGCUUUUGGGUAUCACGAUGUUGCUUACAGUCCCAUCGCUUCUUAUGAAAAGCACCUUCCCAUCCCGACCCUAGAGAUUAACUAAUUUGGUUUGCUAUGAGCAAGCAAAUAAAUUGAUGAAUACGGCCAAGUUAACGAGAAAAUUUUUAAGUACUUAGAGAAAACUUAUAAAAGUAGCUGUCAUCUUGAAAAAAUGUUAAUUCCAUGAAAUGGAGGCACACAAACAAAACGGGUUCGUUUAGUCACUGACUUUUAGAUAAACUCAUUGAAAACUUUUGGUUUCAUAAAAAAUACUCCUGUGAACUAGUUUACAAUAGAUAGAUAACUAUUAACGUAGCUCUCAUUUUGGAAAAAUGCAACUAAGUUUUAACUUGGUAUUAUUUAUUUAGACAUAAAUGCCAUCAAGAGAUCGUGGCAAUGAAUAACAACAGCGGUCCGGGAAGGACGGGAUA